UAAGCACCCCCGGACCCACAGCUCAGGGGAGACAGCCUGCAGGGCUCAGGAGGGGGGACGAGCAUGGAGCGGCUUUGGGGUCUACUCCGGAGGAGAGCGCAAAGGUUGUCCUCACGACCCUCUCAGACCAUCUACAAGCGAGUGGAGGGCACCCAGCAGGGGCGCCUGGAGGAGGAAGAGGAAGACAGGGAGGAGGGGGUGGAGCCAUCAGCCCACUUCUGCCCCAUGGAGCUGAGAGGCCCCGAGCCCCUGGGCUCUCGACCAGCUCGGCAAAACCUCGGAUUCUGGGCAGUAGCAGGACGAAGAGCCGCCCCCUACCUGGUCCUGAUAGCCCUUCUGAUCUUCACUGGGGCCUUCCUCCUGGGCUACGUGGCCUUCCGAGGGUCCUGCCAGGCAUGCGGGGACGACGUGUUGGUGGUCAGUGAGGACUUGAACCAUGAGCUGGGAGCGGACUCCCACCAGGGCACAUUGUACUGGAGUGACCUCCAGGCCAUGUUCCUGCAGCUCCUGGGGGAGGGGCAUCUGGAGGACAUCAUCAGGCAAACUAGCCUUCGGCAAAGGAUGGCUGGUUCUGCUGGGAUGGCAGCUUUGGCUCAGGACAUCCGCGAGGCACUCUUGCACCAGCAGCUGGACCACGUGUGGAUGGACACGCACUACGUGGGGCUGCAGUUCCCGGACCCUGAUCACCCCAAUACCCUGCACUGGGUCAAUGCUUCCGGGAGGCCCGAGGAGCAGCUGCCGCUGGAGGACCCUGACGUCUACUGCCCCUACAGCGCCACUGGCAACGCCACGGGAGAGCUGGUGUACGCCCACUACGGGCGGUCCGAGGACCUGCAGGACCUGCGGGCCCGGGGCGUGGAGCCAACGGGGCGCCUCCUGCUGGUGCGCUUGGGAAUGAUCAAUUUUGCCCAGAAGGUGGCCAGUGCCCAGGAUUUUGGGGCCCGAGGAGUGCUCAUAUACCCGGACCCAGCAGACUUCUCCCAGGGCCCACACAAGAUCAGCCUGUCCAGCCACCGGGCUGUGUAUGGACAUGUGCAUCUGGGAACGGGGGACCCCUACACACCUGGCUUCCCUUCCUUCAAUCAAACCCAGUUCCCUCCAGUCCAGUCCUCAGGCCUCCCUAGCAUCCCAGCCCAGCCCAUCAGUGCGGACAUUGCCUCCCUUCUACUGAGGAAGCUUGAAGGCCCUGUGGCCCCCCAAGAAUGGCAGGGGCACCUCCCAGUCUCCCCUUAUCGUCUGGGCCCUGGGCCGGGCCUGCACCUGGGGGUCAACAACCACAGGGCCUCCACCCCCAUCAGCAACAUCUUUGGCUGCAUCGAGGGCCGCUCAGAGCCAGAUCACUACGUUGUCAUCGGGGCCCAGAGGGACGCAUGGGGCCCAGGAGCAGCCAAGUCCGCCGUGGGGACCGCCAUACUGCUGGAGCUGGUGCGGACCUUUUCCUCCAUGGUGAGCAAUGGCUUCCGGCCCCGCAGAAGUCUUCUCUUCAUCAGCUGGGAUGGUGGUGACUUUGGGAGUGUGGGGUCCACAGAGUGGCUGGAGGGCUACCUCAGUGUGCUGCACCUCAAAGCCGUAGUCUAUGUGAGCCUGGACAAUGCAGUGCUGGGGGAUGACAAGUUCCAUGCCAAGACCAGCCCCCUUCUGAUUAGCCUCAUUGAGAACAUCCUGAAGCAGGUGGACUCUCCUAACCGCAGUGGGCAGACCCUCUAUGAGCAGGUGGUGUUCAACAAUCACAGCUGGGAAGCUGAGGUGAUCCGGCCGCUGCCCAUGGACAGCAGUGCCUAUUCCUUCACGGCCUUUGCGGGGGUCCCUGCCGUUGAGUUCUCCUUCACGGAGGAUGGCCCGGCGUACCCGUUCCUGCACACUAAGGAGGACACCUACGAGAAUCUUCACAGGGUACUGCGGGGCCGCCUGCCGGCCGUGGCCCAAGCUGUGGCCCAGCUCGCGGGGCAGCUCCUCAUCCGGCUCAGCCACGAUCACCUGCUGCCCCUCGACUUCGGCCGCUACGGGGACGUGGUCCUCAGGCACAUCGGCAGCCUCAACGAGUUCUCUGGGGACCUCAAGGCUCGCGGGCUGACCCUCCAGUGGGUGUACUCUGCGCGGGGGGACUACAUCCGGGCUGCAGAGAAGCUGCGGAAGGAGAUCUACAGCUCGGAAGAGAGCGACGAGAGGCUGACGCGCAUGUACAACGUGCGCAUCAUGCGGGUGGAGUUCUACUUCCUGUCCCAGUACGUGUCGCCGGCCGACUCCCCGUUCCGCCACAUCUUCCUGGGCCGCGGAGACCACACGCUGGGCGCCCUGCUCGAUCACGUGCGGCUGCUGCGCUCGGGCGGCUCCGGGGCCCUUGGGGCCGUCUCAUCCCAGGUGGUUCCGGGCCUGGGCUUCCAGGAGAGCCGCUUCCGUCGCCAGCUGGCCCUGCUCACCUGGACGCUGCAAGGGGCAGCCAACGCGCUGAGCGGGGACGUCUGGAACAUCGAUAACAACUUUUGAGGCCCCCACGUGGCCCUGACCCCUGCUGAGAGUACCUGCUCUUCUCCCUUGAGUGAUUUCUGGAUGAUGGAGAUGCCCGUGCACCUCCCAUUGCUGACUCAUUUCUUAUUAGCCCUUAUGGUCCCUCCAUGGGGCCCAGCGAUGACGCCAGCGCAGACACCCACACACCCCUGGCCCUGGAAUGUCGGUGAGCAGUGGGAUGGUCAUACUGUCAGAUAAUCAGAGAGCAGCUCCACUCCCUCAAUCAGAGCCCCUUCCUCUUCAGGAUCGGGGGGUUCCCCCAAUACCCAGCUAGAGACCACUUUGGAAGGUUUCAUAGGGCCUGGGACCUGGCUAGCCUUCUUGGUGGGAAAGAUGGCUGGAACCAUAGCCCCUGAUCAACGCAUAGCCUGUGGUGGGAAGGGCUGGGAUUUGGACCUCAAUAAACCACCUUGUGCCACCUGUUGUUUACAA
Molecule: messenger RNA, 2940 nt
Organism: Camelus dromedarius (Arabian camel)
Lineage: Eukaryota; Metazoa; Chordata; Mammalia; Artiodactyla; Camelidae
Gene: TFR2
Product: transferrin receptor 2
Exons: 19
Coding region: 64-2487 (807 amino acids)
Biological process (GO): endocytic iron import into cell; transferrin transport
Cellular component (GO): external side of plasma membrane
Molecular function (GO): transferrin receptor activity
Source: RefSeq, a predicted model, not a curated record